Molecule: messenger RNA, 1543 nt
Organism: Annulohypoxylon maeteangense
Lineage: Eukaryota; Fungi; Ascomycota; Sordariomycetes; Xylariales; Hypoxylaceae
Product: MRG-domain-containing protein
Exons: 6
Coding region: 216-1184 (322 amino acids)
Biological process (GO): regulation of DNA-templated transcription; chromatin organization
Cellular component (GO): NuA4 histone acetyltransferase complex; nucleus; Rpd3S complex
Source: RefSeq, a predicted model, not a curated record
ACCGUGUGAAACAUAGCUAGAAGAUGACUACAAUUCAGUGAACCUUAUAUACUACAAGUCUACAACUCACACAAACCAAACCUCAUCAACAGCGCAUUUAGCAACAAUUGACUCAUAAUAAUCUAUUUAGUUCUAUCGCUUGACUCUUCUCAUUAAAUUUGCCGGGUUCGUACGAUUUACGGAACGAUAUCUCCGGCGAUAAUUCUAACUCAAUUAUGGCUCCCUCGAGACAGAACCAGGCGCCUCCUUACGCCAAAGAUGAGAAGGUACUAUGCUUUCACGGUGACUUGAUGUAUGAGGCAAAGAUCAUGGAGGUUGCCGUCAAGCCGGGUCAGAAGCCUGAAGAUGCACAGUACCGGAUUCAUUACCGAGGUUGGAAGGCGAGCUGGGACGACUGGGUUUCUCAGGACCGCAUCCGCAAGUUCACCGAUGACAACAAGCAACUUGCUAGUCAACUCCAAUCCCAGGCUCGCAGUCGAACUCAGGGCCCCAAGGGAGGCAAGAAGGGUGUCAAAGCUAACGGAUCCGAGAUGAGCUCUGCUCGAGGUAGUGAAGAGCGGGUUGCCGGUUCCUCAAGCUUUGGCGGUAGAGGUCCCCGAAGAGGCAGAGAUUUUGAGCUUGAGAACGAAGACAAUUUUCACUCGCGUCCCACAAUCAAGCUUAUGGUACCUGAUAUCCUGAAAGCGAUUCUGGUCGACGACUGGGAAAACGUUACCAAGAAUAAUCAGCUUGUGCCGCUUCCCCACCCCCAUCCCGUCUCUAAGAUCUUAGCGGACUACGCCGAGUACGAGACACCCAAGCGCCCUGCAGGAUCAUCCCAUGUGGACAUACUCGAGGAAACGCUUGCAGGACUAAAGGAGUACUUCGACAAGUCCCUGGGCCGAAUCUUGCUAUACAGAUUCGAACGCGCCCAGUACGCAGAGGUGUUUAAGAAGUGGGGUUCUGAGGACCCCGAGUACCAGGGAAAGACAGCUAGUGACACCUAUGGCCCAGAACACUUGAUGCGUCUGAUAGUGUCCUUGCCAGAACUGGUGGCUCAGACCAAUAUGGACCAGCAGUCUGUUAACCGUCUUCGUGAAGAGCUCAUGAAGUUUUGCUCUUGGUUGUCUAAAAAUACGACUGAAUAUUUCGUGAGCCAUUACGAGUCACCGACUCAGGACUACAUUCAAAAGGCCAAGGAGUAGGAGCAUCUAUCCAGAAGAUUCUAAAAGAAUCAGGAUAGGGACUAGUGAUGCUAGGAUGGCUGCGAAUUUUCGGUGCCUUUUGGGGAGACACCAGGUGUUCGCGUCAUUUACAUGGGAGGCUGUAUUAGGUUCAUGAAAAUCCAGUGGAAGGAUUCUGUGCUUUUUCUCGGGACUAGGCUUUUCAGUCUGCAUAGCCUGGCGAAGGAUAUUGCUUGGUUGUUAUUUCUGUGCUUGUUCUUGAGUCGACUAGGCUUUUCAUUCUAAAUGACCUGGCAAAGGACAUACUACUACACGAUAGUUGAUUUACUGGCGUGUUGCCUCAUCGCUGGAGGCUUAAUACGAUUGCUUUCCUUCCUGCG